UUAACUGGCUGCUGCUCCAGCCUUUUUUCUUUAAGAGCAGAGUGCCUGAGCAAGUCAGGUGCUGCCAUUCUGUUUCCAUAGCAAUAAAAGAAACAAACGUCGGCCUGCCACCUCCUCUGGCCAAACCUCAAGGACAACUCAAGGCCCAAGUCAAGGGAAUCUGAAUGGAGGGGUGACUUUCUCCCCUAGUUUGACUUUCAUUGCAAUUUCGGAAGACUCAGACUGAAUCGUCUUUAGAAGGGACAUUUGCGCUCGUGCCAGUUCAACCUUUGUAAACGCCAGUGCCUGGAUUCACUGGAAGUCUGUCUCUCUGCACUACACAUACUCUGCAUUUUUCUGCUUUGGCAUUGGAAUGACCACUAAACUCUUGAGUUCUGGAACCUCUGGAUUUAACCUACAAUGAAUUCUGAUUCUGUCUCGAUGGGAAACAGUUUCUCUAUAACAUUGUGGUGUCUUUAAGACUCUCGACUUGGGAAAGAACCACAUGGGAGAAACAAAUCUUUGGACAGUCCAAGGUUUCUAUGUUUCUGUUGCAGGGACCUCCUGACCUAGCAGCCAAGGCUGUCCAGGACUUCCUGCCAUGUACCCCAACCCUCUCACUUACUGUACCUGCUGGGACCCCUGGAACUUGGGACCACGGAAGCUAAUCAAGACCCCUCAACCACCAAGAAAGCGCUCCACAGGGAAGCCCCAGCUAGCUCCUCUUCCUCCACCUUCAAAAAACCAAAAUUAUGUCCAACCAACAACAAAAGCUGUUGCCUCCCCAAAAGUGAAAAUCCAUUCAGGAAAACAAGAGGAGAGCAAUAAAUUGCCUUAUGAAGUGAUCAACGUGUCGCCUGGCUUUCGCCUCAUUCAGAAUAGGGAGCAGAUUUCUGUCACCUUGGGAGAUGAGGUGUUUGAGAGGAAAAAGAAAUCAGAGAUCAUGGACAAAAUCAAAUUUUCCAGGACUGAUAUCAUUAUUGAUCUAGAAGAGCAGAUCUCAGAGCUGAUGGUGAUAAUAGAACAAAUGAACAGAGAACACCAGUCUGUCGAAAAAUUGCUCUCCAAUGAAAUGAAUCUCCGCUGUGCUGAGAUGCAGAAGAACUUUGAAAACAAGAACAGGUAUGCUUUCAGGAGCCAGAGCCACAGAGACAAACCAAGGAGAGGUAAAAGGAGGGAGCUCAAAGAGGCUCAUGCAGCAGAGCUCACUGAGUUGAAGAACAAAUACAAAGCAGCCUUAGAGGCAGAGAAGUUGGCUGCCCAGGAAAAGCUAGAGGAAAUGGAAAAGGAAUAUAAGUAUUUGAAGAAUGUGUUUCAUACGUAUCAGGAGAGCAUUUGUGAUGAAAUGGAAGAUAAGUGGUCAAAGAAGAAGGCAGAAUGGGAGAAGAACGAGCAGUUGGAGCGGGAAAAGAUCCUGCUCCACCAAAAAAAUCAGAUAACAAAAAGGUUUGAGUUAAAGUCAGAAGAAGAAAAGAAGAGAAUAAAUGACUCCUACAGUGCUGCCUUGGAGAACUUCAAUCGAGAGAAGGAGGAGCUCUUGAAACAACAUGAAAAGGACACCUUGCAAUUAGAGGAACUAAAAAAGACCAAAGAGGUCAUAGAGGAAGAGCUGAAUGCACAAACAAUUGUCCUAGAAUCACUCAACACAAUCCUCUACCACACCCAGAUGGAACUCCAGAAAAAGAAAGCCGUGGUCGGAAAUCUGGAGAAAACAUUCCAGACCAAGUUUGCCGAAUCUGAAGAGAAGUUUAAAUACACCAUCCAGCUCCUGACAGAAGAAAACAUUCAUCUGAGGCAAAAGAUAAUUGCCAAGAAUGAAGAAAUUUAUGAGGAACGAUUGGGAAAAUCAACCUCUGUUACUAUUUAUGAGGAUGAUUCCAACACUUUAGAAGAUAGUAGCAACAAAAGAUAAGAAUUAUGAACAGAAAAGUUGUUCUUCAUCAUCAGAGAUGGUAGGAAUUGUGUCUCUGUAAGUCUAGAGAACUCCUGUGAAGUUUUCUUGGGAAAUGCAUAUGAUGAGUUUAGUUCUUGGGUUGUCUUCAUUCUAUUUUUGUCUUUUCACAAUUUGCUUUCUUCUGAGUGGUUGGGAAUAUUUGAAUUCUCAUCUCAAUUACAUAGAUUUUCAUGACUCUUCGUUGAAAAGUGAUGUUCUCUAUACCUGGAGCUGAGCUUUCUCUGGGCUUUGUACUAUUUUUCUCUUCUACUUUAAUGUAUUUCAUUUUGAAGACACUGAUCUGAAAAAAACUUCUUCCUAUUGAAUGUCGACUACAUUUUGAGGUAUACCUUUUGUUCGACUGAGGCAUUUAUCUAGCAAGAUAGAUAAUUUAUUGGUUUGAUUUCACGAACUUUUCUUUCUUACAUGUGUCCCCACUCUCCCACCUCUCAAUCAUAUUCCCAACCUAUAAUUUGGGAAGAGUUUCUGAUGAUUCUUGCCACCUUCUCUAAACCAUUGCCAGAAUUCAAAUGUCCACAGGACAGUCAACAUAAAUAAGUGAAGUGGGCUGGACAUAAAUAAAAACAAUCCCAUAAGCACAGUGAUAAAUGGUAAUUAGCAGUAGGUUCAAUGAGGGGAUUGGGCAGGGUGGUGUACAGGAUUGGGGGUGAGGGGCGGGGGUUGGGAGAACCCAUUCCAUUGUUGCCAAAUGGGAGCAUGGAGUCAAUGUGGUCAAAUAUUCUGAUUUUUCAAAAAAAGGUAUUCUGGUUUGUUUUUGUUUUUGUUUUAAUUGGGGAAUACUGGGGAACAGUGUGUUCCUCCGGGGAGUUGUCCUUCACUCUAGUUGCGAAGGG
Messenger RNA from Rhinolophus ferrumequinum (greater horseshoe bat), 2766 nucleotides. RefSeq names its product flagellum associated containing coiled-coil domains 1 (gene FLACC1). The transcript is spliced from 16 exons. The coding region runs from base 581 to 1891 and encodes 436 amino acids. NCBI's taxonomy places the organism in Eukaryota, Metazoa, Chordata, Mammalia, Chiroptera, Rhinolophidae. The record is from RefSeq and is a predicted model, not a curated record. Gene Ontology annotation, cellular component: sperm fibrous sheath; cytoplasm; outer dense fiber.